AUUUAUUUGCUCUUUCUGUCAGUCCAUCAAUCCUGUGAGGAGGGGGUCCAAGUAACAGGGGACAGAUUUUGUUAUACAGAGAGCAACACAAGCAAUAGAUACGAUCAUUAAAAGAACGGAUAGACCAGUUUAAUUAAGCCUUUGCCACUCCGGAACCUUCACCCCUGACAGGAUGGAGGACGCCCACACCAAGGGCCCGGCCGAAUGUCUGGCCUACUUUGGGGUUAGUGAGAGCACCGGUCUUACCCCUGAUCAGGUCAAGAAGAACCUGGCCAAGUUCGGCUACAAUGAGCUGCCUGCUGAGGAGGGUAAAACUAUCUGGGAGCUGAUCAUUGAGCAGUUUGAGGAUCUGUUAGUCAGAAUUUUGCUGCUCGCUGCCUGCAUCUCUUUUGUGCUGGCUUGGUUUGAGGAAGGCGAAGAGACCGUCACUGCCUUCGUCGAGCCAUUUGUCAUCUUGCUCAUUCUAAUCGCCAAUGCCGUAGUUGGUGUGUGGCAGGAGCGUAAUGCUGAGAGCGCCAUUGAGGCUCUGAAGGAGUAUGAGCCUGAGAUGGGAAAAGUCUACCGUUCUGACAGAAAGAGCGUCCAGAUGAUCAAGGCCAGAGAGAUUGUCCCCGGUGACAUCGUGGAGGUGUCUGUUGGUGAUAAAGUCCCCGCUGACAUCAGGCUUACUGCCAUCCGUUCCACCACUCUCCGUGUGGAUCAGUCCAUCCUGACUGGUGAGUCCGUCAGUGUGAUCAAGCACACCGAAGCUGUCCCCGACCCCAGAGCCGUGAACCAGGACAAGAAGAACAUGCUUUUCUCUGGCACAAACAUUGCUUCUGGCAAGGCUGUUGGCGUUGUUGUCGCUACUGGUGUAGCCACUGAAAUUGGUAAGAUCCGAGACCAGAUGGCUGCCACCGAGCAGGAAAAGACCCCCCUGCAGCAGAAGCUGGAUGAGUUUGGUGAGCAGCUCUCUAAGGUUAUCUCUCUGAUUUGCGUUGCUGUCUGGAUGAUCAAUAUCGGUCACUUCAACGACCCUGUCCAUGGUGGAUCCUGGAUCCGUGGCGCCGUGUACUACUUCAAGAUCGCUGUCGCUCUGGCUGUGGCUGCCAUACCUGAGGGUCUGCCUGCUGUCAUCACUACCUGCUUGGCUCUUGGUACCAGACGUAUGGCCAAGAAGAAUGCCAUUGUUCGUUCUCUGCCCUCUGUGGAGACCCUGGGCUGCACCUCCGUCAUCUGCUCUGACAAGACUGGCACCCUGACCACCAACCAGAUGUGUGUGACUAAGAUGUUUGUCGUCGACAAAAUUGAUGGUGAUCACGUUGAGCUUGACUGCUUUGAUAUCUCUGGCUCCAAGUACACCCCUGAGGGAGAGGUCACAAAGUUGGGUGCUCGUGUUGACUGCAGUCAGUAUGAUGGUCUGGUUGAGCUGUCCACCAUCUGUGCUCUGUGCAAUGACUCUUCCCUCGACUACAACGAGUCUAAGAAGAUCUAUGAGAAGGUCGGUGAGGCCACUGAGACUGCCCUGUGCUGCUUAGUUGAGAAGAUGAACGUGUUCAAGAGCAACGUCAACAACCUGUCCAAGGUUGAGAGAGCCAAUGCCUGUUGCAGCAUUGUAAAGCAGCUAAUGAAGAAGAACUUCACUCUAGAGUUCUCCCGUGACAGGAAAUCCAUGUCUGUCUAUUGUACUCCUGUCAAGGGUGAUGCAGGCAGCAAAAUGUUUGUGAAGGGCGCUCCAGAGGGUGUGAUUGACAGAUGCACCUAUGUGCGUGUUGGAGCUACUCGCCUGCCCCUGACUAACGUUGUGAGGGAUAAGAUCAUGUCCAUCAUCAAGGAGUGGGGUACCGGACGUGAUACCCUGCGUUGCCUGGCCUUGGCCACCCGUGACAGUCCCCUGAAGGUCGAGGAAAUGAACCUUGUGGACUCUACCAAAUUUGUUGACUAUGAGACUGACCUGACCUUUGUUGGCUGUGUCGGUAUGUUGGAUCCCCCCCGUAAAGAGGUUACUGGCUCCAUUGAACUGUGCAGGGCUGCUGGGAUUCGUGUAAUCAUGAUCACUGGUGACAACAAGGGUACCGCUGUGGCUAUCUGCCGUCGUAUUGGCAUCUUUAGUGAGGAUGAGGAUGUGACUGGCAAGGCUUACACCGGCCGUGAGUUUGACGACCUGCCCCGUGCUGAGCAGAGCGAUGCCGUCCGCAGGGCCUGCUGCUUCGCCCGUGUCGAGCCCUCCCACAAGUCCAAGAUUGUUGAGUUCCUGCAAGGCUUUGAUGAGAUUACUGCUAUGACUGGUGAUGGUGUCAAUGAUGCCCCUGCCUUGAAAAAGGCAGAGAUUGGCAUUGCCAUGGGCUCUGGCACUGCCGUUGCCAAGUCAGCCUCUGAGAUGGUCCUGGCCGAUGACAACUUCUCUUCCAUUGUUGCUGCUGUUGAAGAAGGCAGAGCCAUUUACAACAACAUGAAGCAGUUCAUUCGUUACUUAAUUUCUUCCAACGUUGGAGAGGUCGUCUGUAUUUUCCUAACUGCUGCUCUUGGCCUGCCUGAGGCUCUGAUCCCAGUGCAGCUCCUGUGGGUGAACUUGGUGACUGACGGUCUUCCUGCCACUGCUCUGGGCUUCAACCCCCCUGAUCUUGAGAUCAUGGGCAAGCCACCCCGCUCCCCCAAAGAGCCUCUAAUCUCUGGCUGGCUUUUCUUCAGAUACAUGGCCAUUGGUGGAUAUGUGGGUGCCGCCACUGUGGGCGCUGCUGCUCACUGGUUCCUGUAUGAUGAUGAGGGUCCUAAUGUCACCUACUACCAGCUGUCUCACUUCAUGCAGUGCCACGAGGAGAACGAGGACUUCACUGGCAUUGACUGUGAGGUGUUUGAAGCUGCUCCACCCAUGACCAUGGCUCUGUCUGUCCUGGUGACAAUUGAGAUGUGCAACGCUCUCAACAGUUUGUCUGAGAACCAGUCUCUAUUGCGUAUGCCUCCAUGGAGUAAUGGCUGGCUGGUGGCUGCCAUGACCCUCUCCAUGUCCCUCCACUUCAUGAUCAUCUAUGUUGACCCCCUGCCCAUGGUCUUCAAGUUGACACACUUGAACCCAGAACAGUGGAUGGUGGUACUGAAACUUUCUUUCCCUGUCAUCCUCAUUGAUGAGGUGCUGAAGUUCGCUGCCCGCAACUACGUAGACGUCUAAACCAGUUCCCCCUUCCUCAGUUUUCAAGUAACAAAAGCAAGGUAAAGCGUGAUAUAUAGUGAUGAAGACAUGGGAGUCAAAGAACCGGGUGACGGAGAAGAGGAUGAAGAGAGAAUAAAAGAGGAAGAAUGGGAAAAGAGAGCAUUUAACAUCCAGUGAGAGAGGAUCUUAAAUGAGCUGCAGAGGACUCAAUUAUCAGAAAAUAAGACUAAAAAAGUAUUUAGGGACAGAGAAUAAUAUAUAGGUCAACCCUUCCAAAUUAGUGUUUGAAUGAUGAAUGGUUUUAUUCUUAAAAUGACUAAUAAAUGUAUUAAAAAAUUAAAUUUUUUGUUAAAAUUGUA
Myxocyprinus asiaticus (Chinese sucker) is the source of this 3489-nucleotide messenger RNA. It is a transcript of the gene atp2a1l, whose product is annotated as ATPase sarcoplasmic/endoplasmic reticulum Ca2+ transporting 1, like. The coding region runs from base 173 to 3148 and encodes 991 amino acids. Lineage: Eukaryota; Metazoa; Chordata; Actinopteri; Cypriniformes; Catostomidae. Gene Ontology annotation, biological process: calcium ion transmembrane transport; intracellular calcium ion homeostasis. Gene Ontology annotation, molecular function: ATP hydrolysis activity; ATP binding; P-type calcium transporter activity. Gene Ontology annotation, cellular component: membrane. The transcript has 24 exons. The record is from RefSeq and is a predicted model, not a curated record.